Paramecium pentaurelia is the source of this 2246-nucleotide messenger RNA. The record is from the annotation of a GenBank genome assembly. NCBI's taxonomy places the organism in Eukaryota, Ciliophora, Oligohymenophorea, Peniculida, Parameciidae.
AUGCAAAAUAAUUCUAUUUUAGAAAAUCUUAUUGGAGGAAAUUUAUUAGAAUCACCACCAAAUUUUGAAAUGGCAUAAAAUCAUAAUGUAAAUUUUGAUUAUAUUAUAAUAAAGAAAGCUCAAAUUAUCUACAAAGAAAUCAUUAGAAAUUCAGAAAGAUGUCCUUGUUGCAAUUAAUGUAUCUAAACCAUCAAGUAUCCACUAUCAACCGAUAUAAAUGUCUUUAGUGAGUAUGGUACCUCAUACAAAUACUUUAAUUUAGUGAAAAUUAAAUUUAUUCUACUAAGUAUAUUUUUGUAAGAAUGAUAACUUAUUAAAUAGCAUUAUAGCUGGUUUAUACAAUUUGAUCUAAAACUCUAAAGGAGACUUAUGUAUUAAGAGUUAGACUUGUAAAAAAAGUUUAAAUAAUUAUUUAUCACUUUUAAAUAGAUUUGAUCCUGAAAAGUAUUUUAUACUUAUAAUCAUUAGUUACUAAGAUGACGUUUUGGAUACAUUAUAUACAAUUGCAAUAAUUGUAUAAUUAGUUUUCAUUCGAUAUAUUUCAUAUAAUAUCAAUGAUUAUUAUAAUGUGGAUCAUGACUACGAUUGCGAAAAAACAAUAUAAAAAUGUUCCUUGAAAAUUUCAUUAAUACAUCCUAAUUCGUCAAGAGACGGGAUAAUUCAUCAUUUUUCAAAUGGCAUAUUGAGAUAAAACCAAGUGCAAUAUUAAAUUGUUGAUUGUUGUUUAAUUUAUGAUAUUUCUCAUUUAGAAACUUAAUUGAAAUUAUAAAUAAUAUAAGCCUUAAAAGAAGAUUAAGAUAGGUUAAAUUUUAAUUAAUUUAUAGGUCAUUAAAAGAUAUUGUAAGGAGAACAGUAAAUUAGUUUUCAAUUUUGAGAGAUAGAAAUAGAUAUUUGAAGUUUUCAGGUAGUGUAUAUAUAACUCUUUCUUAUGAAGUAAUACAUUUUAUUCUAUUAUUAAGUAAGAAGCCAUUAAUUUUAAAAAUUCGUUUAAAUUAAAUUUUGAUGUGGAAAACUGCCCUAGACCUUCUGAUGUAUAUUGGAAAGUAAAAUAAUUAAAAGGCAAUUAAACAUUAGAAUUUAUCAAAUGUUCAAUUGCAUUUUGUGGAUGGUUACCUAACAUAGGAAUUUAAGUGGCUAAAAAUAAUUAUAUUAUGUCAAAUUCUGGAAAAACUCAAGAUUAAUUAUACAUUAAUACAUUAUUGAGUUUGGUUAUUGCUAUUAUUUACUAUAUUUCUACAAAAAUUUGUACUUAAACCAUCUAAAAUUAUAUCCGAUAAAUUUCAGUGAAUUCAAAGCGUAAGUUUUGGAAAGAUUAUCUAUAAACAAAUGAAGUUGCUAUAAAUAUUAUGUUUUAUUUGUGGCCCCCUAUAUUUAUAGCUGUAUACUCAGGUGUAGGUACUCGAUAAGAAAAGCUUUGGAGAUCUGGAGGGUUAAGUGAAGAUAUUAUAAUGAUAUUUCUGACGAAUGCUGGUUUGUAGAUUAUAUUUACUAUAUGUGAUGUAGAUUAUGCUUGGUAAUUAAUUAGAAUUAUUUAUUACAAAUAUUUCAAUAAAUAAUCAAAUUUAACAUAAUAUGAAGCAAAUGAAUUAUUUUCAAAAGAUUUAAAUUUCAAUAAAAAGAGGAUUGAUCUAACUAAUUUAAUUCUACUAUGUUCCUAUUAUGGUUAUUUGUUUCCAAUAUGCUAUCCUAUAACUCUCAUUUCAAUUUUGAUUAUCUAUUGGUUAGAUAAAUAUUAAUUUAUAAAUAAUGGGAUUAAUGAGAAAAUCUAAUUUAAAUAUCGAUUACAAAAAUUUAUCAUAAUGAUGACCAUAUUUUCUUAACUUGGAUCUACUCAAAUGAUAAAGAUUACUUUCUUAGGUUAUACAUCUAGUAAUGCUUUUAAUUAUAUUUAUUAUGUUUAAGGAAUUAUUCUAAUGUAUAUAUUAUUUUACAAAAAAGAAUGGAUUUUUAAAAAGCGAAUCUAAACUCCUAUUACACAAAUUGAAUUAAAUAGAAGUCUUUAAAAUAAUGAAUUAUACAACGAAUAUAAUCCAAUUAUUGAUGAUAAGAUAUGGUCUAUCUAAGGGGAAGAAUAAUAAGUUAAUGAAUAAUAAUUAUUAAGGAAAUUAUAAUAAAGUAGAUUUUCAAGAUAAGAAAAAUUUUACAAUGCUCUCUAAAUAAAAUUACUGAGAGAAAUUGAAUAGAUAUAGAAAAAGGAAAGAGCAGGCAUAGCCUAAAUAUAGCCUAUCUAAAAUGAUAUCAUUUGA